Recurvomyces mirabilis is the source of this 984-nucleotide messenger RNA. RefSeq lists its product as uncharacterized. Gene Ontology annotation, molecular function: ferrous iron binding; cytosine C-5 DNA demethylase activity. Lineage: Eukaryota; Fungi; Ascomycota; Dothideomycetes; Mycosphaerellales; Teratosphaeriaceae. Bases 1 to 984 code for a protein of 327 amino acids. The transcript has a single exon. The record is from RefSeq and is a predicted model, not a curated record. Gene Ontology annotation, biological process: DNA repair; DNA alkylation repair.
AUGUCGAAACGACCACGGACCUUGGACGCCUUUUUCACGCCGCCAGCAAAGCGUGCUCGUCACGAGAAAACAGCCAACAGCGAAGCUACCACCGAUACGUCCGGCAGUGAUCCGACAAAGGCGUCUCACCAUGCGACAUACCCUUAUGCUAUUUCCCAUCUACCGCCUAACGUUAGCGAGAUCCUCAACCUCGCACCCAGUACGGAACCACGUGUGAUUAAUGAUCGGACCGAUCUUGAUUUGGUGUACUACCAGCCAUUUGUGCCAAAGGAAAUUACCAAAGAUCUGUUCGAGUUUUUGAGGCGUGAAUUGUUCUUCUACCGGGUCAAGUAUACCAUCAAACGUGGACCAGUCGAAACGAACAUCACCACACCACGAUUCACCACAGUCUUCGGUCUCGAUGAGACUGCCAGAUUUGGAGGCGACGAGUUACCUGUCGAUAGUGCCAGUGGUAAAGCUCUUCCGAAAGAUGCAUACAACUGCAAGCCAAGGCCCAUUCCACAGUGCUUGGAUUUGCUACGAACCUUGACAGAGAAUGCAACGGGCUGCACAUUCAAUUUCUGUCUCGUCAAUUAUUACUCCACGGGGCAGGACAGUAUCAGCUAUCAUUCUGACGAUGAGCGCUUCUUAGGCGUCGAGCCAGCCAUCGCCUCUUUUACCUUGGGAGCGAAGAGAGAUUUUCUUCUGAAACACAAGCCUACACCAGAAGGCCAUGCAUCCGAGACCCAGCCCUUGAAACUUCCUUUGGGAAGUGGUGAUAUGUUGCUCAUGAAAGGCCUCACACAGAGCAAGUGGUUGCAUAGUAUACCCAAGCGCAAAGGUGGCGAGGCCGAUAAAGGUCGCAUCAACAUCACCUUUCGUCGUGCUAUGGUACGAGGAGGUACGGACAACUACUACCAUUAUAAUGUAAAUUCAGGCGAGCUAUACAAAUGGAACGAGUUGUCGCGGAAGAUGCUGCCAUGGAUGCAUACCAUGGACGCAUGA